Ostrea edulis (European flat oyster) is the source of this 5234-nucleotide messenger RNA. RefSeq names its product RING finger protein nhl-1-like. The coding region runs from base 114 to 2507 and encodes 797 amino acids. The record is from RefSeq and is a predicted model, not a curated record. The transcript is spliced from 2 exons. Gene Ontology annotation, molecular function: zinc ion binding. Lineage: Eukaryota; Metazoa; Mollusca; Bivalvia; Ostreida; Ostreidae.
AUCGGGUAGAUGUAAACAAAUCGAAGACAAGUAGAGAAGUACAGUAGGUGAUUCGUGAUUUGGCGAUAGAAGAUGUGAUAUACCUAAACCGCUAUUUCCUGAUUGAUGUAACAAUGGAUGAACUUGCAUCAUUGUCACUCUGCUCAAUAUGCCAAAACACUUUCAAGUCGCCAAGACGUUUAGUAUGUGGUCACAGUUUCUGCCUUGCUUGUCUCAACACCUAUCUUGAAGACUACAAGAGAAAGUCGUCCUACCCGUGUCCAAAAUGUAAUCACAGCAUUUCUGUUGACCCGGAAGUUGAUGGUAAUUACAUCGACUCACUUCCGGAAGACGCUGUUGCUCAAGAAUUCGUUUUAGCAAAUGGGGAAAACAUUGAAUGCAAAUCGCACCUUCGUGCUCACAUAGAUAGUUUCUGCAGGACUUGUAUAGUGCCACUUUGCGUUCUCUGUCGUCAGGAGAGUCAUUUCGAUUGUGAUGUUGUCGGACCUGAUGGACAAUUGAAAGAUGUGUUUCCGGAAAUUAACGAUGUUUUAACGAAGAAAUUCCGUCGAAUUGUUUCUGAGUUUACUGAGACGCAUGGUACGUUGUUGCCUAAAGGGCGACAACUCCUGAUGAAGAAAGAACAGACGGCGCUAGGGAUUUCUGAUUAUUUUUCAGACCUACGACAAAAAGUGACGCAAUAUCUUAUCUAUCAAGAACAGAAGGUUCAAGAGGAUUUAGAACACCUGGUUUCAUUGGAAAAAGAGCUCAUUAAAGAUGAUUUGAACUUGUGCACCGUAUUGUUAGAAGAUGUGGAAGCGAAGCUGAAGUCAUUUGAGAAAAUAUGGAACGAUUUAGAUAGAAUUUCUGAAAUGUCUGUGCUCCGAAUUUGUACAGGGAUGAAUAGGCAGCUCCAUCAUCUGGACUCAGUAAAAUGCAAGUUGCUAUUGGAUUCACCAGAAACACGCUUUAUCAUCAACACUGAGCUUGAAGAUGCUAUGACGUCAACAGAUCUGAUAAAAAUAGAGGUGAUCAACACGAGACAGUAUGACCAUCACAAAGAUUCUACAAUUGUUCGGCACGAAUCUGUUCCAAACGAAGAAGUGACUGACGAAAAUUCAAGUCUUGAAAAUAAUGAGAAUAGAAAUGAAAAUUCUGACAGUUUAUCAAGCUCGGUUUCAUCAGAAACAGAGAGUGAAUCCGAGGAAGAAACUGAUGAGAUUGAUGAAACUCGAAAUGAUGCAGAACAAAAUAACAUUAUCAUUGAAAUAAGCAACACUGAAGACCCACCGCCACCAUACUCUGGACUUUUCCCGACACCGAAUCCAGUCCAAUCUAUUGCACAGCAAGAUGAACCUAUUAGUCAAGAAACUGCGGACCAGGUGAAACCUAGUUUAUCUGACCUCAUUUCUGGCAAUUCUCCGAGACAAUUUCAUCACCUCCGUCCUGUGCCUUCUGCACCACCGCCAAAUCUUUCGAGCAGAACUGAUGAUAGUUCAAGGUCUUCAGAAUGCGAUGACGUUCGGAGACGCCCAGUCUCACCGCAGCCGGUUCGGUAUGCAAUAUCCAGCAGACCGCAGGUAAUGGACGAAAGAUCUCCACAUCCUCAGAGACGUCAUCAACAUCACUCCCAUCAUCACCAACCAGUGGACAGAACGCGGUCACGUGACAGACCAGGUACAAAUCUUCGUCUACAGAUGUGUUGGAAAGCCUCUUCCACAGCGAUCGGAGAUAUGAAGCCACCGAGGGUGUUUGGACUGUCCUGGAUAGACCACGAGUACUUACUCCUGGCGGACAGGUGGAACCAUCGGCUGAAAGUGAUCCACAGCAGCGGUAAUAUCGUCCAUGUAUUCUCCCUAGGAAACUUCCAGCCCUGGGAUAUCGCCGACAUGCCGGAUAAGUACAGCGCCAUCGCGAUUCCAGAAGCUAAGAUGAUUUACAUUAUGCUCUACAUAAAACCAGAACUUAUGAUUAAGAGGAAGCUAGCCACAAAGCGGGGCUACUCUGUGCUUACUUAUAAUUCAAGUGACCAGACUUUUAUCGGAGCCACUCUGUCGCAGUUUUUCUCACCGCCCGGAAUUGACAUUCUCGAUAGAGAUGGUCAUAUACUGACGUCAUGUUACCCAGAAAAUACCGGAAGGACAUUUUUGUCGUACCCACGUGGCAUUACAAUGAUUGACGACAGGAUCAUGGUGACAGACUUUCAGAAAAAGAGUGUGAUAUUUGUGAAAAUGGCGGGACGAGGACAGAUCUUUCACAGAUAUCAAGGCACAGAUGCAUUUCCGCUUAGAGAACCGAAUGGGUUGGCGCUCAAUGCCCGUGACCGGUAUGUUAUCGUCAUAGAUUCUCGAUCCAAUCGCCUCCAUGUAGUCUCUCCAUCCGGUCGAUUUUUAGGCAUGGUAGAAACGGAACUGGAUAGCGAUGAACCGUGUAAAGCCGCUGUUUUCACUCCUCGCGAUGCCAUGCCAAUGCUAGCCGUGGCUUAUUCUAACGGAAACAUAGUCACUUACAGAAUCAUUGAGAGGUGAAAUGUAGUCACUUAUAGAAUCAUUGAGAGGUGAAAUGUAGUCACUUAUAGAAUCAUUGAGAGGUGAAAUGUAGUCACUUAUAGAAUCAUUGAGAGGUGAAAUGUAGUCAAUUACAGAAUCAUUGAUAGGUGAAAUGUAGUCACGUAUAGAAUCAUUGAGAGGUGAAAUGUAGUCACUUAUAGAAUCAUUGAGAGGUGAAAUGUAGUCACUUACAGAAUCAUUGAUAGGUGAAAUGUAGUCACGUAUAGAAUCAUUGAGAGGUGAAAUGUAGUCACUUAUAGAAUCAUUGAGAGGUGAAAUGUAGUCACUUACAGAAUCAUUGAUAGGUGAAAGGUAGUACAAGUAUUAGUCAUAGAAUAAUCUAAUUAAUCUGAAAUAGUUUCUAGUUAUAAUUUCGUCAGGUGACAUUUUAACUCUGCUAGUCAAAAUUUGUUGAAGAUUUAUUUACAGCAUCGGGGUAGAGAACACUCAAGUAACAAAUAUUUUUUAAUCAGAAAAGUAAAACAUAAUAACGCAUGCUAUCUGUUUUCUUUAGCUUGAAACAUUUUUAAUAAAACUAAUAACUUAAUAGUUGUAUAUAUGUAUAUCGCGCUUGUAACAACCACUCAUCCGCCCUCUAAAGCUAAUGAGUAUAAAUAAUUCAGUUUCACUUGUAUUGAUUGAUUGAUGUUUUCCGCCACACUCAACAAUUUUUCAGUUAUCUGGUGACGCCCAGUUUUUAUUGGUGGAAGGGAGAACCCAGAUACAAUGUAUCUGGGAAGAGACCACCGACCUUCCGAGAGCAAACUGGGAAACUUUCUCACCUACCGGCGAGAGCUGCGCCGACAGAGGUGAGAGGGCGUGUGAUUUUGAGCACGAUGCUCUGACCACUCGGUCACUAGUUUCACUUGUAAAACUAAUACGCAAUUGGAUUGGUUCAUUUGAAUCUAUCAACAUUCUUUAUUUUGCAUGAAGUAAAUUGUCAUACAAUCGUGCCAUAAGACUUCCUGUAGGAAUGACGUCACAGUGCUUUUAUUUCCAUUUUGCUGCUACUACACAAUUACAUGUACUUCGCAGCAUUUAAAAUUCCUAUUUUCAGUAGAACUAUUAUACUGUAAUUAGAUUAAUUGAAUUAUGAAGGAUAAGGUUGAACAGUUUGCGGUCUUUUAUAAACCACUUCGCGGUGUUGAGUAUACUAACCCUUGAUAUGGUGUACAAUGAGUAAUCAUUACUUACAUUAUGUGAAAAAUAAAAUACUUAGGUCGUUCUUGGCAUACUGAUUUUGAUUACGGAUAACUCCGUUUACCUGAUCAAGACAUGGGGCUCACGGCGGGUGUGAUCGGUCGACAGGGGAUGCUUAUUCCUCUUAAGCACCUGAUCCCACCUCUGAUAUAUCCAGGGGUCCAUAUUUAUCCAACGCUCUAUUUUGUAUUGCUUAUAGGAGUUAUGAGAUUGAUCACUGUUCGUGAUCUUCACCGUUCAUACUAAUAUUUUUUACCUUUUUUUGGGCUGAAAAAUUGUCCUUCGGUAAAUAUUUUAAUUUUUCAAUUUCCUCUCAAUAACCACACGGAUAAUUUAAUCAAACUUUGCAGAAAGUAUCCUUAGUUAAAAGGGAUGCAAGGUUAUUCAGGGCGGGAAAACAACUGAGAUUGAAACUGCAUGUUCAAAGAAUAAAUAGGAAAGUUUGGAAAAAAAAUGUAGCAACCGCCAGUGCUCAAUAUGUCAAAUUGAUUUGCUGGGUUCAAGAAAAGUAGAACCAUCAAGGAUCAUUUUUCAUUGAUUGUAAAUUGUUUAACGUCCCUCUCGAGAAUAUUGUCAUAUAUGGAAACCUCACCACUGCCGGGAAGGGCUGCAAAAUUUAGGCCUUUACUCGGCGCUUACGGCCUUUGAGCAGGGACGGAUCUUUAUCGUGCCACACCUGCUGUGACACAGGGCCUCGAUUUUUGCGGUCUCAUCCGAAGGACCGCGACCCAUUGAUUUAGUCGCUUCCUUCGACAAGCAAGGGAUACUGAGGAGCUAUUCUAAGCCGGAUCCCCUCGGGAAGGAUCAGUUUGAUAGUGGAGAGUCCUUAUGAUGUGUACACUAAAGUUUGAUAAUACUGUUGUGUGUGUUAAUUGAAUCAGAAUUGAAACUUACCGUUUUCCCGUUGAGGUCAUUUUCGGCCUCUUUUAAUUUCGUUGCUGUUGUUUAUUUGAAUUUUUACCCCAAAGCUUAAGGUACACUUUACACAGAAUUACCCUGUGUGUUGCUUUCCACAUGCAAUGUCAAUUAUAAACACUCAAAUCGGAUUUGUAUUUGUCAACACGACCAUAAAUGUUUCAUUAUUAUUCUCAAAUCCAGCGAUGUGCAAAUAUCAAGUUUAAUAAAUUAAUUAAGAUAUAGAUAUCUAAGGUUAACGACCCUCUUCGGUAGAGGUUUGUUGUUAUGAAGUGCCAUAAAUAAUUGCAGAAUAAGAUAUUUCUAUAUUGAUGCAUGGUGAAAAGGGGAAGUCGAUCUUCUUACCAAUAUUCAGUAUUAUCUACAAUUAAUAUUAACAGUGUGAGUGUUAGAAAUAAUGGAUUUUGUUGUGUUUGUGUACAGAGUCGAUUAUUUGUUGUACAUACAUAUAUAUGUGUGUAUGUUCUGAAAUGAUUUUAUUUUCUGUUCAUGUUUUCACUCAGUACAUUUGUAAACUGCAAUUGUUCCAACGUUACUCAUUAAAGAGCUGCAGAGUAUUGAGGAAAUAAAGCAGUGUAGCUCCAAUAAAAA